Messenger RNA from Kwoniella botswanensis, 2103 nucleotides. RefSeq lists its product as uncharacterized. Gene Ontology annotation, cellular component: nucleus. The record is from RefSeq and is a predicted model, not a curated record. Lineage: Eukaryota; Fungi; Basidiomycota; Tremellomycetes; Tremellales; Cryptococcaceae. The transcript is spliced from 5 exons. Gene Ontology annotation, molecular function: zinc ion binding; transcription cis-regulatory region binding; DNA-binding transcription factor activity, RNA polymerase II-specific. Gene Ontology annotation, biological process: regulation of DNA-templated transcription. Bases 1 to 2103 code for a protein of 700 amino acids.
AUGCCCUCCUCAACUACCAAUCCACGUCGGAGCGCUUCACCACCUCGUACCAGGAUAUAUCACGCCUGUCAGAGCUGUGCGACAUCAAAGGUGAAGUGCGAUGGACUGAGAGCAGAAGGAUGCGCAAGAUGUAGGAGGAGAAAGACGACCUGUUCGCUGGCGGGUCUACCUGGGAUAGAAGAGAUUGGAACAAGGAGGAGAUCAGCGGAAGAUGUCCAGCAUAGAGGAAGGAGAGACGAAUCUCAUCUUCGCCAAUCUCUACCUGAUGCUUUCCUAGACCUCCCUACUACGCAAUACCUCUCCUCUGCUCCCCCUGCUCCUACUCGUGAGAUAGAAGAGAUGAGACAGCGAAUCCACACGCUCGAAUCAGCUUAUACUGGACUGUUGACUUCUAUACCAACUUCCACACCCCGAUCAAACACUUCCAGCGAUAUCACCUACAAUCUACCUGUGCCGCUCAUCACCCCACCAGUCACCAAUGUGAACCUUACUCCUCAACUAUUGUCCGCUAAUCCUACUCCACCCCUUGCGUCAGCACUUUCCGAGGGUAUCUUCAUCCCAUAUAGAGUGUUAGACGUAGCUGGAUUUCAGAAAUCUUAUACUAUGGAUCCUUCCACCUUGAUCUUCGACGAAAGAACAAGGUGUGCUGUAGAUCCAGAAGGUUAUCCAAAUAUGAUCACCAGGGGUCAUGUCACUCGUUCUCAUGUGGAGAGCAACUUCCAACUGUUUAAGCACCGCUUCUCCCUCAGCGUUCCUAUGAUCCCAUUCCUGCUCUCCACUCGAUCCAUCCCGUCACAUCCAUUCAUUAUCCUUGCCGCUCUCGCCUACCUACAAGAUCCCUUGCCAGCCGCAGCAGUAGGUAUGAUCGAAGAAUCAAUUCUAUAUGCCAUGUCAGGUGCAGCGUGCGUUGAAGCUAUCGUUGCGUUGUACAUUCUCACUUUCGCACCGUAUACACCAAGUAGUGAGGAUCACGUCCCACCGACAUGCCUUCGGCUCAUCGGCUUUGCAUUCUCCUUAGGUGUAGAUCUGGGUUUGGAGAGUAAAGCAGAAGUCGCUCUGGGUGAAGAUGGACAUCCGGAAGAUCUAGUAGAAUCGUGGUCAUCAGACAAAUUGGAAGAACUGACUUUAUGGGAAGCGGUGAAGAACAGGUAUUGUAUUCUUCAGAUGGAAACUUCGCGGUGUAAGGCUUUACCUACCCUGUAUUCACAUCGAUUUCCCAAACACCCAUCGGACCACAUCAACCAAUGUAUCUCCCAUUCUCAACUAGAAGCAAAUAUAAUAGAAGGAUGUCGAGAGUUAGUCAAUACAAUAGGGAGGAUAGAAGUUGUAGUCAGAUACAGUUGGCCGGAGAUUACUGUUCUCAUGGCGUUGUGGAUCGAAACAAAGAGUCACUUGGACAGUAUAGAGGGCUCUUUGGACGACGAUCAAUGGCUCUUACGUAGUACGGUCGCCUGUCUGACCUAUUCACUAGGCUUUCGACUCGGCUUCGCCUUUUUCAAACCACCCAGUCCCAUUUCUGUCACACAAGUAGAACAAGCCGAAGCAUUGACUGCUCUUUCGUUAAUCCCACCUUCAAAACACCUAGUCGAGGAAGUCGUCCCUUUCUUGAUGUCGAAAAGUGACAUCAGCAAUAACGAAGAUGGAGAGAUUUCCCAUCUACCUGCAUUCUUGUUAACGACCAUCACGAUUUGUCUCGCAACUUCAAGGAGAGUAACGAUCUUGACUAAAUUCAGUGUUCCUGAACCUUUGUUCGACGAAGACCUAUUGUUAAAAGCUGAGAAUUUCGUAGCGAGACAACCUGGCUUACCUGGAAAGGUACUUAGGGAGAUGUGGACUAGUCUAAGUAUGAGUUUACCUUAUAAACAAUCUCAGAGCAGAACAACAAGCGGUUCAGCACAUGAAGCCGAUCUUAGCAAUCAUAAUCAUAACAAUGGCGAAGACAUUGGUGAGAGUGCUAGUGGGAAUAUGAAUCAGAAUGACUUUCCCCCCGUUUGGAGUGAUGUAGAAGGUUUUAAUUGGGAUACAUUCAAUUUCGAUUUCUUGUUUGCUGAUAAUAGCUUGAUACCGAAUCCUAUGGGUUCUGAAGGUGAAAAUAUGUUGUAG